Molecule: messenger RNA, 594 nt
Organism: Merops nubicus (carmine bee-eater)
Lineage: Eukaryota; Metazoa; Chordata; Aves; Coraciiformes; Meropidae
Product: single-stranded DNA-binding protein 2-like
Exons: 6
Biological process (GO): positive regulation of transcription by RNA polymerase II
Cellular component (GO): nucleus
Molecular function (GO): single-stranded DNA binding; protein binding
Source: RefSeq, a predicted model, not a curated record
AAGAGGAGCAAACAAAAUCACAAUACUAAAUACUGUCCUUUUUGUUUAUUUUUCAGAUUAGCACUGUACGUUUAUGAAUAUCUGCUCCAUGUAGGAGCACAGAAAUCAGCCCAGACGUUUUUAUCAGAGAUAAGAUGGGAAAAAAACAUCACACUGGGGGAGCCCCCAGGAUUCUUGCAUUCCUGGUGGUGUGUAUUUUGGGAUCUCUACUGUGCAGCCCCAGAGAGACGAGAAACAUGUGAACAUUCAAGUGAAGCAAAAGCCUUUCAUGACUAUAGUGCUGCAGCAGCUCCCAGUCCAGUGCUAGGAAACAUUCCCCCAGGAGAUGGCAUGCCAGUAGGUCCUGUACCACCGGGUUUUUUUCAGGUGGUGGAUGAUGAUCACUACAGUGCUGACAAUCCAAAUGCAACAUCUUACAGUGAUACAGUUAAAGGAAGCCUUCUUUCAGUACAUAGAAUAGGUGAUACUCUGGAAAUAAACUGGGGUUACACAAUAGUGGGAUCUGCUUUUGGUUCCUUAGCAGCAAAACUGAAUAUGUGGGACUACAGGAGGAGUGAAGACAAUAGUUCUUCACGAGAAAAUAUAAAACUCCAG